Molecule: messenger RNA, 344 nt
Organism: Gavia stellata (red-throated loon)
Lineage: Eukaryota; Metazoa; Chordata; Aves; Gaviiformes; Gaviidae
Gene: POLR3K
Product: RNA polymerase III subunit K
Exons: 3
Coding region: 1-327 (108 amino acids)
Biological process (GO): termination of RNA polymerase III transcription; DNA-templated transcription
Cellular component (GO): RNA polymerase III complex
Molecular function (GO): DNA-directed RNA polymerase activity; zinc ion binding; nucleic acid binding
Source: RefSeq, a predicted model, not a curated record
AUGCUGCUCUUCUGCCCGGCCUGCGGCAACGUGCUGGUGGCCGAGGAGGGGCCGCGCUGCCACCGCUUCGCCUGCACCACCUGCCCCUACGUGCGCAACGUCACGCGGAAGGUGACGAGCAGGAAAUACCCGCGGCUGAAGGAGGUGGACGACGUGCUGGGCGGCGCCGCGGCCUGGGAGAACGUGGACUCCACCGCAGAGCCGUGCCCCAAGUGCGAGCACCCCCGCGCCUACUUCAUGCAGAUCCAGACGCGCUCGGCCGACGAGCCCAUGACCACCUUCUACAAGUGCUGCAACGCGCAGUGCGGGCACCGCUGGCGGGACUGAGGCCGCCCGGGGCCUGA